Molecule: messenger RNA, 813 nt
Organism: Striga hermonthica
Lineage: Eukaryota; Viridiplantae; Streptophyta; Magnoliopsida; Lamiales; Orobanchaceae
Source: the annotation of a GenBank genome assembly
AUGGCUAUUAGGGCUAGAUUAGUCUGCCGUAAAAUUAACGGUCUCGUAGCCCCUGACGAUGUCAGCAACAGAAGGAGGGGAAGCAUGGCGUGUGUUUCGUUGUCGGAGCGUACAAAGGACUUUCUGACUCUCAUAGUGGUCGACGCCAUCUCCGGAGCUGCCACGGCCAUCUUGGCACCUCUGGACCGCGUCCAAAUCUGCAGUAAUGCGGCUCAUCAAGGUGAAGGUGAUGACAUGAAGAUAGCAAUGGAACCCUUGCUUUAUGCUGCUGGUGUGUUUGCUGGCCAUGUGCAUGCCUAUGAGCGAUCCUUAUGGAGCUGCCCACAUUCCGAUUGGCGAUGGAGGGAACACAGAAGGAUUAGCACCCAGUAUUGGGACUAUUUGACAGGGACAAGAAGUCCUAGCUUGAGUGGUCAGUCUUCCAGGAGGCCAGCUUUGGCCAUGCCCUCGAAUGUGAGCUUGGACUCAGAGUUCGAGCCAAGGUUGGCUGACUAUGGUUUAGUUACAACCUUUCCAGGCUUUGAUCGAGCAUCAUCGGGCUUCAAUCCACCAGAAUGUUUUAAGAACUCCAGGUACACUGAUAAAAGCAGCAUUUAUAGCUUUGGGAUGUUACUGGGUGUUCUAUUAACCGGAAGGGACCCGAACGACACAUCCUUUGGUAGCAUGGGGGAAUGGCUUAGGCAAAUGCAACAAGGUGAAGAUCGAGAAGCACUAAACAAAAAUAUCCUGGUUGGGCAACAAGGCGAACAAGAUGAGAUGCUAAUGGUUUUAAGAAUUGUUGUUGUUUCCCUGUCGGACGGACCUACCUGCUGA